CGCCGGUGAACUCUCUUCUUUUUACCCCUCCGACGAUCCAAUCUUUGCCGUAGCCAUAGGCCGUAAUUCAUGGAGGAAGAUGACGAGACACAGUCACGGCCGUCGCCGACAGAUACGUCAACCGCGAAGUCGCCUGGUCGGAGCGGUUUAGCGUUAGUGGUUUCUUGUCCUAAUCAAGCUGCUUCCGGAAGAAGAAGCGGUGGCGGAGGAGGGAGAGACGACUGUUGGAGUGAAGAAGCAACGGAGAUUCUGAUCAAUGCGUGGGGAGAGAGAUACUUAGAGCUGAAGAGAGGUAAUCUGAAGCAACAGCACUGGAAAGAAGUAGCUGAGAUCGUCAACAGAGACAACAAAUCUCCCAAAACUGAUAUACAGUGCAAGAACAGAAUCGAUACGGUGAAGAAGAAGUUCAAACUGGAGAAAGCUAAAAUGGUCGCUGGUGGUGAUGAUAAUAACAGCAACAAAUGGAUCUUCUUCAAAAAGCUCCAACUUUUGAUCGGAGAAAGAGCCAUCACAACCACAACGACGGCGAAUAAGGCUUUAAAGGUGACUCCUUUGAGCAGCCGUUCGAAUCUUUACCAACGACAAGCUAAAUCCUCGGCGAAUGUGAAAAGGAGUGGUGAUUCAACACGGUGGCAUUUCAGGAAAAGAGUUGCUUCUGAGACGGAGUCAGAGUCUGAACCUGAACUUUCUGCUGACUCAGGUGAGAGUCUACCACCAUUGUUGCUGCCACCGCCAGUGACGUUGGAUAAGACAGGAGGCAGAGGAGGAAGGGAGGUCGGAGAAGUGGCAAUGGCGAUAUUGGGGUUUGCAGAAAGUUAUGAAAAGGUGAAGACUUUAAAGCUUAAACAAAUGGUGGAGCUGGAGAAGGAGAAGAUUAAGUUCUCUAAGGAGCUUGAGUUGCAAAGAAUUCACUUCUUUAAAGCUCAAUUAGAGAUGUUACGGAACCGUCUAGAGGAUAGAGACAGUUAGAGAAGAUUCAGGAGUCACCAUAGUGUCAAGGAUAACGGCAAUGUAAGUUAACUGUUGAAGAGAUAAAUAUUUGUUUAUGAG
Molecule: messenger RNA, 1050 nt
Organism: Arabidopsis arenosa
Lineage: Eukaryota; Viridiplantae; Streptophyta; Magnoliopsida; Brassicales; Brassicaceae
Source: the annotation of a GenBank genome assembly